AUGCUCCUAUAUUUUAUUGGUUGGAUGACAGGGGGCGUCUCUCUUCUCACCUUAGCUGCAGUGUCAAUUGACCGACUUCUCGCUCUGACCCUGCAUUUGCGAUACAACACGAUUGUCACUGUUCCCCGCGUUUUCCUAAUCAUUCUUGGUUUUUGGAUAUUUGCUAUAACACUAAAUGUCGCAAGGUUUUGGAUGUCUAAGAAAUGGUAUUUCAUAGCCAUAGCUUUUUUUGUUCUUCCAUUUCUUGUCAUAACCAUAAGCACCUUGAAAAUAUUCCAAAUUAGUCGAAAACACCAAAGUCAGAUAAACGAUCAACAUGUAGCUGUCAGCCAUCUUCAAUCCAACACAGUUAACGUACUCAAGUGCAGAAAAUCAGCCGUUACAGUGCUUUAUAUUUACGGUUUAUUCGUCGUUGCCUACCUUCCUUGGUUCUCACUGACGACCGCGGCGUUUUUCAUCGGACACCCAAGAGGAUUAAAGAUUGCUUCUAACUUUGCUCGUACAGCUGUUUUCAUCAAUUCCUUUUUGAAUCCAGUUGUGUACUGCUGGAGAAAUAGAGAGAUACGACGAGCUGUGAAGAAUAUCUUGAGAAGGGGACGACACUAA
This is a messenger RNA of Porites lobata, 606 nucleotides long. NCBI's taxonomy places the organism in Eukaryota, Metazoa, Cnidaria, Anthozoa, Scleractinia, Poritidae. The record is from the annotation of a GenBank genome assembly.